GUUAAAGUACGUGAAAGAUUAUCUCUCACUGCGAUUAGUAGUUCGAAUGUUUUAGUUCGGUUCUGUUAACUCCUAGAUUUGAGUGAAAAACAAGAAUCAAGUAGUUAAAGAUGUCUGUGAGAGCUAGGAGGAUUGUCUCUGGUAGGUCUGAGACAAUAGCAGCUAAUUACGCCUUUGAUCCGUUAGAAGAUGACAAAAUUAUAAGAAAUAGGCUUCUCACACGCACGACUACCACCAGAGGCGAACCUCCGUUGAAGAAGCUUCAAAAGAAAUUCACUUCUUUCGUUAUUGAGGUAGACAAAGAAGAAGAUAACUACGGUGACUGCGGUAGGCUCGCCAAAGCUUUUUUACAGGAGCUUUCCGCUUUUGAGAUUCCUCUUCUUAAGAGCCAAGCGGUUGUUGCUGCGAAUCUUAGGGAGAAAGAUAACUUCAACGAGCUUAAAGGUGAGACAAAUAGGCAGAUAGUGCAGGCACAAGCUGAUAUAGAAGACCUUAAGAAACAGCUUGAAGAGAGUAAAAUAGAGAGACAGCAUAAAGAGGAGUGUGAAGCCAUUAGGAAACUUAUCUCUGCUCAGCCACAGUCAGGGACACAGAAGGUUAUACAUGAACUGAAUAAGGAGAUUGCAGAACUCGAGGCCGAGAAUACCGCAAGUUGGAGACUUCUCGAGCUAAGGAAGAAGCAGUUUGCAUUGUUGUUGCAUGUGGUGGAUGAGUUGCAAGAGACAAUGGAGGACGAACAGAAGAGUAUGGUGGAAGAAAUGCAGAGGAAUAUGUCGGAGGAAACAAUGGCUGAUGGCGCUGAAGCCAUGUCCACUGAUUAGCUCCUAAUCUUAGCUACUCUGUCUUCUCUUGAAUGCUAAAGUAGCCUUUCAUUGCCAAGAAUAUGUUUUAUAAA
This is a messenger RNA of Capsella rubella, 895 nucleotides long. RefSeq names its product THO complex subunit 7A. Gene Ontology annotation, biological process: mRNA processing; mRNA export from nucleus. NCBI's taxonomy places the organism in Eukaryota, Viridiplantae, Streptophyta, Magnoliopsida, Brassicales, Brassicaceae. The record is from RefSeq and is a predicted model, not a curated record. Gene Ontology annotation, cellular component: THO complex part of transcription export complex.